CAGGUUUCACAUGUGAUGAAUUCUGCAGGGAAGAAGAGGAAACUGGAGGAUGACCUCGAGGCAGGAGAGACGAUGCUGCAGCAGAACUCUGCAGCUGGCUCAGAGAAGAACCCAGUGGUGGCGGAUUCUUCAGGCAAAAACAAAGAACCAGGGAAGAAGAGGAAACUGGAGGAUGACCCCAAGACAGGAGGGAGGAUGCUGCAGCAGAAAUCUGCAGCUGGCUCCAAGAAGAACCAGGUGGUGUCGGAUUCUUCAGGCAAAAACAAAGAACCAGGUGAUUUGAAGAACCCCGAGCUUGUUAAGGUGCAACCAUCGUCCUCCUGGAGGAAACCGAUCGCAGAGCUACAGAAUGGUGUCGAUCUCAGUCAGAAAACCGUUGUAGGAAAAGUUGUGAAGAAAUCUGACCUACAUACAUAUGAAACCAAGGACAAGCAAAAGAGGUUCUUCUUCUACCUGGGAAUCGCUGAUGACAGCGCCUGCAUCAAAGUGAUGGUGUACAGAAUGGAUAAAUAUUCUUUUUUUGAAGAGGGGGAAUGCUACAACUUCAGAAAUGUGAUUGUGAAGGAAAACAUGAUAAAAUUCACCAUGAAUAGCAGCACUUCAAAGUUUUGCAAGGAUAAACUUGAUGUUCCCAAAGAGCUGGAGCUGAAGGCUCGGAUGCUGAUUUACGGACAGGAUUCAGCUGUCUGCAGCGAGGAGAUCAAACGUUUGGAUGAGAAGAAGAGAGUCAGUGUAGAAGGAACUGUGACAGAGUUACAAAGCGCUGCCCUCCAGAAAGACCAAAUAGAAAUCAUCGGCAUUAAAGAAACAGGGAAGCUGCGGACAAAGCUGGAUGUUGCUAUAGACGGGCAAUUUAAGGUUUUGUCCGUGAAGUCUGCGGUCCUUGCAGAAGCGCUGGGGAUCCAGCAAGGAUCCAACUUUGAGGACAGAGUUUUGGAGAAAAUCCCUUGCUUGGCAAGAGCUGAAAUAAAAGGAGACACAAUCCUGACGUUCACAGUCUAGGAAAAUGGGGAAAGAGUUCAUAUGUAGGUCUAACUUCAAGGAAAAUGUCUUAUGCUAAUUGUUAAUUUUUGCAUUUAUAUGUCUUUCAGACUGCAGAUGGAAUGAGCUUUUAUAGUUAUAGUUUGGUACAGACCAUCUUUUCUUUGAUUAAUGCUACUGUACACGAUCCCUGUCAAAUAAACUAAAAAAAAUAAAGAAAAUGUGUAUUGACUA
Oryzias melastigma (Indian medaka) is the source of this 1215-nucleotide messenger RNA. RefSeq lists its product as uncharacterized. The coding region runs from base 16 to 1002 and encodes 328 amino acids. NCBI's taxonomy places the organism in Eukaryota, Metazoa, Chordata, Actinopteri, Beloniformes, Adrianichthyidae. The transcript has 8 exons. The record is from RefSeq and is a predicted model, not a curated record.